AUGUCAGCAGAACAAUCGCGAUCAUGUCAUCUACCAACACCUGAACAUCUGUCACCUCGCCAUCCAGCACCAUGGCGACAGAUUGAAGCGAUACUCUACGAGCGCAUCAACGAUGUAAUUCUCCCUGAUGUUGUUGAAACAGCCGGAUCCCAUCUCAUACCCGCACCUGCGACACCGGUCCCGGCAUCCCCCCCGAACGAUGACGAGUUCGUCAAACGUCUGCACCAAGCGAUAGAACUAGCUCUCUCCCGCCAGGAAGAGCGAUGCAGAUUAUACGGACGGGAGAUCGCUGAGAAUACGCGACCAGGUCAUUCACCCCAGGGUCUGAUGGAGAAGCUGUUCCGUGAGGCCUGGGUUGAUAUCGACAGCAGCAGCGACUCUGGCUCAGCGACAACGAUGGGGGCAACAACACCACCAAGUUGUGACGAGGAUAAUUCCAGACUGGAGACUCUUGUUGAAAAUAAUACGGCGGAGAAGAAGAUUCCUGCGCUGAGUCGGAAACGAAAACGGGAAAUUGGGGAGGAUGAGGGGCGGAGGAUUAAGCGCAGACGGACAUAG
Molecule: messenger RNA, 558 nt
Organism: Fusarium poae
Lineage: Eukaryota; Fungi; Ascomycota; Sordariomycetes; Hypocreales; Nectriaceae
Exons: 2
Coding region: 1-558 (185 amino acids)
Source: RefSeq, a predicted model, not a curated record